This is a messenger RNA of Osmia lignaria (orchard mason bee), 1765 nucleotides long. RefSeq names its product juvenile hormone acid methyltransferase (gene jhamt). NCBI's taxonomy places the organism in Eukaryota, Metazoa, Arthropoda, Insecta, Hymenoptera, Megachilidae. The record is from RefSeq and is a predicted model, not a curated record.
GGUUUUAAAGAACUGAAUAUUACGACCCGACGUAUGUGCGCGAUGCAAUAAAAUAUGCAAAAAUGUAAGAUUCAAAAGAAACUUUAUGUUCUUUUUUGUUAUUAUGUAAGUUAUUUUUUACAAAAUUUAUCGCCAGGUGUUACAACUUCAUAAAAAACCAUGAAACGUUUCCUUAAAAAAUUGCCAUCUAUCUAUGAUAGUUUUCAUGAUAGCCUAUUGUAGCCGAAACUUUAGGAGGUUGUUUCGCCCACUAAAUACGAAAACCGGCCAAAAUAAAAAAACACGUAUAUCUUAAUUUUCGGUCCUUUAAAACCUAUCCAAAAAUCAAAACACCUAAGAUACUUUCCUUGUCAGUUGCAUCAAAUUCGCGAACUUUUAUUUUGGAGAUGGAAAGCUGCAGAUGAUCGUUGGCCAUCGAGACGUUCGGACGGGUAUGGCCCCGCCUGUUCGAAUGCGUUCGUCGAGCAGCACCAGGUCAAUGAACUUCCGAACGUGACCAUUGUGUUUGUGAAGGUGAUAGAACGGGCUGCGAGCUGUGGGCUCUGGAUAGCGAAGCGGACGAAGAAUUCGGAUAUUGAGGUAGGUACGGGCAGAACAGAGACAGAAGACAGGAAGAAAAAAAAAAAAGACGUGGAGCGGUGGAAGAGAAAAAAAUGAAAUAAGGAGUCGGGGGAACAACUGAAUGUGAGAGCAGGAAAGUUGUUCGUACGAGUCACCGAAUAUAAAUACCAAAGUCGGGUCGAAAAGUCAGCAGUAGAAGAUCUGGCUGUGUAUUGAGCCGAUAGUUUGUACUUUGGUACAAAUCGCUUCGAUAUAAAAGUAUCGAAAAUGUACAUGGUCGAGGAGUAUGAAAACGCCAGCAAGUCCCAAUAUCGUGAUGCGCUUGAAAUAAUUGAAGAAUUCGAGAAGGAGAUGUCCGAGAUGAAGGGCAAGUGCAUAGACAUCGGAUGCGGACCCGGGGACGUAACGAAACGGCUGAUCCUACCGAGAUUAUCGUCGGAUGCUGUACUAGUUGGGGCGGACAUAUCAAAACCGAUGAUCGAUCGCGCGAAGCAAAAGUACCAGGAUGAGAAACGCUUGUCGUUCUUGCAGUUGGAUAUCGAAGCUGCGGUUUUGCCUAACGAAGAGAUUGGACAAUUCAGCAAUGCCUUAUCCUUCUAUUGUUUCCAUUGGUGCCAAAACACAUGGCGAGCAUUCGAGAACGUGUACAAGCUAUUGCGACCAGGAGGGAAAGCACUGAUCAUGUUCCUGGCAUGGAACAACGGGUUCGACGCUUACGUGAAGCUGCACGAAAAUCCUCGAUACAAACCGUACAUGCAGGAUGUAGAUCGUUACGUACCCUUCUUCCAACGGUGCAAGGACUCUCGGGCAGCUCUGAGGAAGAUGCUGGAAGGAAUCGGCUUCGAGAUUCUACACUGCAGCAAAAGAGAAAAGAGCUUCGUUUACGAGAACAUGGAGAUACUGAAAAAUCACACGAUCGCUGUCAACCCGUUCAUCCCCCGGAUCCCUGAUGACCUGAGACAGGAGUUCGAGGACGCGAUCGUGCGUGAAAUAGCGAGCCGAAAGAUCCUGUUCCCGAACAAGACCAACAAUGAUCAACAAGAGUACAGCAUUUUAGAUAGAUAUCACAUUCUUGUGGCAUACAUCAAGAAACCUAUCGCUACGUGCUAAGAAAUUCAUUAGACAUUCAUAUGACGCGUUCGUACGAGCGAACAAGAGAUCUAACGUUUUUUUAAUAAAAAACAUUUGUCGUUCUUUAAUAAAA